CCCACACUGCCUAUCGAAACUACUAUCGGAGUUCACAGCCGGAUUUUUUUUGCUAGAAGUUAAAAUAUAAAUUAAUCUAUUAAAAUGAACCGAGUGAAGACCACGCAGUCGAAAACAGGAGAGAUCAUCGCGUAUAGCGAGGGUGCUAUCCGGAACAACAUAUCCGCCGUGGAAUACUGCCGCACAUCGAUGGCCGCCAUCUCGGGUUGUGCUGCGGGUAUUCUGGGAUUGAGUGGAACCCUGGGCUUCCUGUUCUACUUUCUGUCCGUUUUUGUGCUAUGGAUUUUGGUGCUCCUAAAGUCGGGCACCCAGUGGCGCAAGUUCUUCAUCAACCGCCAGAAUCUGCUGACCAACCAGUUCAUGGGCGGCCUUUGCACCUAUGUGCUCUUCUGGACAUUCCUCUACGGCAUGGUGCAUGUGUAUUAAAUAGAGCAUUUACAAUUCGAACAUUGAUAUAGCGAAAUAAACAUAGGAUCUUUGGUUUAACACAA
Molecule: messenger RNA, 491 nt
Organism: Drosophila ficusphila
Lineage: Eukaryota; Metazoa; Arthropoda; Insecta; Diptera; Drosophilidae
Gene: EMC6
Product: ER membrane protein complex subunit 6
Exons: 2
Coding region: 85-426 (113 amino acids)
Biological process (GO): autophagosome assembly; protein folding in endoplasmic reticulum
Cellular component (GO): membrane; endoplasmic reticulum; EMC complex
Source: RefSeq, a predicted model, not a curated record